Molecule: messenger RNA, 3771 nt
Organism: Diutina rugosa
Lineage: Eukaryota; Fungi; Ascomycota; Pichiomycetes; Serinales; Debaryomycetaceae
Exons: 1
Coding region: 1-3771 (1256 amino acids)
Molecular function (GO): protein binding
Source: RefSeq, a predicted model, not a curated record
AUGCCAUCGGCCCUGUCCACCUUCGGCAACUCGCUCAGUCUCCGGGUCGAUGGUGCCAUUGGCGCCAUGUCGCUCAACCCCAACGGGCGCGACGCCGUCCUCGCCGGUCGCCGGGGCCUCUUCAUCAUCGACUUGGACGACCCGUUCACCGCGCCUCGCUGGCUCCACCAUAUCACCCUGUGGGAGGUCGCCGACGUCCAGUGGCUGCCCCACCAUACUGUCAAACCGCUGUGGGUGAUCCUGACCCUGAACCAACGGGCGUUGCUUUGGGAUCUCAACCGGCCGCUGGCCAAUGCCAUCGCCCAUGUUCUUCAUGGCCACACUCGGGCGAUUACCGAUAUCAAUUUCCACCCUGGCGAUCCUGAAUUACUCGCUACGUGUUCGGUAGACACGUUUGCCCUUGCCUGGGACAUGAGAGCCCCCAGAACUCCCGCCAUGAAGUGGGCCGAGUGGCGUGCCGGUGCCACCCAGGUUAAGUGGAAUCACCAUAACCAGUACCAAAUUGCCACUUGUCACGACCACAGUUUCUACCUAUGGGAUACGAGAAAAGGAGCGUUGCCUAUGGUGAAAAUUAGAGGGGCUCACGCCGGGAAAAUCAACGGGCUUGAUUUUAGUCGUGGCCUCUCCCAGAUUAUCACGCUGUCCAAUGAUAAUAAAGUGAAAGUAUGGGAUUUGACAACCCCCCAAGCUCAGCUGUAUAUCGAUAAGUUUGAUUACUUUUCCGCUGCAAACACUAAUCGGGGAGUGACCACUCGAGUUACUCCACAAGUCGUCGUCGAUUGUGAGUUCCCCGUGGCCAAAGCGCGUUGGUUACCGUUUGGCUCUGAUUCAUGUUUUGGAAUUAUGCCUCUUAGAGGGGGAAAUAACGCUAUCCACAUUGCUAAUCUCCUGCUGGCAUCGUCUACUGCUCCUGAAGAAGGCGACGCUAUCCCGCUUUCCGAAGUUGAAGUCCACCAAUUUGAAGGUCAUACUGGCGGCAUUAAGGACUUCCUCUGGCGACAGCGUCAUCAACACUACCUGGACGGCACUCUGUACCCCAGUAAGGACUACCAGUUGGUCACAUGGCUGUCACACGAUUACGACUUGAAGCUCUGGAGCAACGACGACGUCCUGGGCGACCUAUACUCCAAAGUGAACUAUAACCCGGGUUUCGUCCCCGUAUUGGAUGAUAGUUCCGAUGAAGAAGUGGUGUAUGAUUACCACACUUACCUUUACGAGCCACCGGUGACCAUCGACGAUAUGCGCAGCGUCACCUGUGGCGACACGUUACUGUCGUUAGCAUUAGUGGAGAUUAAUGCCGCCAAGAAAGACCAGGCCCGUUUGGGUAAUGUUGACCAUUUGGACUGGAUUCUGGGGGUUCGUUUGGGAGGGAAACGCGUCGAUGCCGAUGGUUAUCCUACCAAUUUGGGUGAAGAAGUAUCGAUUGUUGGUCGCAAAUUCCCUAAAGUACGGUUUGAAAAGAUUUCGGUGUCCACUGGUGAGAUUGUGGUGUCGUUCCGUGGGGUUCGUCCCGAAGUAACUAAGGAGGAAAAAGUACCUGAACCGGCUGAUUACUCAUUAACUAAUGAAGACGAAACAGGCACGGUGACUAGUGCUGGCAAACUGACAGGUAAAGCUGAUGAUUCGGCUCCACAAGCGUUAACGUCGCUGCUGGGAGGAGGGUCAGAUUCAGUAAAUCUUGUGUUUAUGAGACUCCAAAUUGAUUUCCCAUCACUGUACCCAUUCCUUUCCGCCACCUCAAAGAAACGACGCAAUUUGGUACGGUUUAAACUUGAAGAAACCCACGAACUUGAUGCUGCUGCCAUCACCACCAUCGAGUCCCAACUCGACGAAAUCGCUCAAUUCUACUCGAAUAAGCACCAGAAAUUUUGUCUCGAACCGUGUUUACGUAUGCUUAUGGGGGAAAAGAUUGAAUUGGAUGAUGAGGCACUUGCAGCAGCCAUGGGUGAGACCCAAGACGGAACCCUCGAAGCGAUUGAAGAGAUUGCUAGCGACAGAAGUAGUCUUCUGAUGGUGGUAUCUGACGAUGAAGACGAAGAUAAUCCACCUAGUGUGGUUGAUGACUUUGACGAUGGCGUCAUUGAGUUUGCCGAACCACCGUCACAAAACGUCAAUUUCUUUGACCUGACUCCAGUCCCCAAGGGGUGUGGUGCUACCUGGACUCCUACCGGUCAACUUGUGUGUUUCUUUGUCCCCACCGAAGACCGUCCCAAGAAAUUGGAUAUAUUCCAUUUUGCCGAACUGGGAGCCGACGACGGCCAAACCGCCACUGCCCCCGUCAGUGAAAACGAUACUUCCGACGAUCUGGACUUCUCUCGGGCUGACGACGGUAGUUCUAGUGAUGAUGAUAGUUUCCAAGAAGAAUGGGAUGCCUUGAUCGCCGGUGAUGCUCCGCUGAGAGCCCGUGUUCCUGCUUUAUUUAAAACGGUGGUGGGGCUCGGCAACGAGUAUGGAGGCCUGCUGAGCCAUAAACGUCCAGGAAAACUGGUCGGAGGCGGCACUGCCAAUAACCAGCUGCUGGUGAGACGUUUACAAAAGCAUAAGAAGAACUUGAAUAUUGUCGGUAUAUUUGACUAUAGCCACUUGAUGCAGGCCAAAGUCGAUUUGGGCUACGAGUACCGUAUCUUAGGCGAUACUCCUGAGAGACUUGCACGUCACAACGGUGAGGUUGCCACCAAGUAUGGUUUAACCGAUAUUGCUCACACGUGGAGAAUCUUAGAGAUGACGCUCAUUAAAAAUGUCGACACGUUCGGGGCGUUUGAACUGGUGGGACCUUACGGACAAUCCACACAAAACCAGUGGGACUCUGAAGGACGAGUCUACUCACAGAAGCCACCGAUGUUCUUUUGGGGCCACCACCCGUUUGGCCACUCGUGGUUAGUUAAAGAACUCUUCACUUACUAUGAACAACAGGGCAAUAUCCAGAUGCUAGCAAUGAUGGCGUGUAUUCUCCAUGAAAACGCUCGAAACUUAUACCUGCUGGACGACGCGAUGAAAGUACCUAUUCACACCCCCUACAGGGCUCUCCCUCCCCCUCCGACAGUGCUGGCACUCGUGCCGGGGGAGGUGGCCAAGCAGACGUGGCAGCCGGCGCUGUCGCUGGCGCUGGACUUGAUGAUGCGGCUGGCCCUGGUCAUGUCCCUGCCCAAGCUGAAACAGAAACGCCCGCUGGUACCUACUGUGGGUACUCCAAACAGUGCCCCGUUAUACGCUUCAGGCAAACACCGCCUGAGUAAAAAAGUGAGGCUGCCACCUACAGUGACGGUGGAAAUGCUUAAUAUGGACUCGAUGGAUAUCUACGACGACGCCUACUUGUGUGGUUUGCUCUCGAGUCUCGACCCUGAUGUCCUCAGACGGUACCGUCAACAGUACGCCGACUUAUUAUACUUGUGGGGAUUACCGGUGAAUCGUAUUAAAGUGCUCAAGUUUAAUUACGCCAACGGUCCGGUGACUAGCAACGAUGGUGACCAGCACAAGUGCCAUAUUGCCUUGCGUAGUCGCCGCAAACAGAACCCCCGACAAGCGUUCGUUAAUCUGGUGACAUUCAUCGAGCUGAGUAAGCUCAACGCGUGGAACCUGGGCAAACGCACCGUGCUCAAGUAUUGUAAUUUGUGUGCGUUGGUGGUCAAAAAGAACUUCGUCGUGUGCACGCUGUGUGAACAUAUUCUCCACACUCAGUGUGCCAUGGAGUGGUGGGGAGCUAACGAACAGGAGUGUGCCAGUGGCUGUGGCUGCAACUGUUUGCUCCGGCCGUUCUCUCUGCAAAUGUAG